GCGCUAUUGGUUGACACAGAUGGUGGCUCCACUCAUUCAGCUUUUGCUGUCAGGCUAUUUCCCAACUGUGAGGGUAUAAGAGCAAGCAAUUAUAUAUACAGUAAUUUUUUUUAUUGUUCGUGUGUAAUAUAGAACAAAGUGGGUCAAAGUAGGUGGACGUGGAUUAAAUGUACUAUGCACUACAGGGGGAGGACGAUGAAUGUGUCGGCAGAGCUCUGUUUUCUAGCAUGUUUAAUUCUGACUGUAGGCUUGACUUUGGGUUUUGGGCCAAACCAAAACAUGGAAUUUACAUUUCUAUUACAAGCUGGCACUACAGAGUGUUUUUACCAAACCACCGCGAGGAAUGACAGUAUGGAAGUUGAAUACCAGGUAAUAGCUGGGUCAGGUCUGGAUGUUGGUUUUGCCCUCAUCUCCCCCAGCGGAUACCGACUGGUCUCUGACUUCAGGAGAUCUGAUGGCAUUCACAUGGUGGAUCCUACGGAGGAUGGAGACUACAAGUUGUGUUUUGACAACAGCUUCAGUAAACUGUCAGAGAAGAUGGUGUUCUUUGAGGUGAUCAUUAAUAGUCAGAGCAGCGCAGGCCAAGAUGAGUGGGCGGACAUAGCCAUGCCAGAGAGCAUGGUGGAUUACAAACUGGAGGAUAUCAGGGUGAGGAUGGACUCUGUGUACCGCCACCUGGAGAGGAGCCGUCAGACCCAGACUGUGCUGCGGGCCUUUGAGACGAGGGACCGCUACCUUCUGGAGGACAACCUGUGGCGGGUGUCCUUCUGGUCCUGCCUCAAUCUCCUUGUCAUGCUCACCGUUGCUGUCACUCAAAUCUACACCCUGCGACGCCUCUUUGAUGACACCAAGCAGAUCCGCACGUAAUCAUAGCAAACGGUUUCAUUAACUUCCAGCCAAUAGAGUGCAGAAUCUCCAUGUGCUGUUGUGCUCACACUUGAAAGUUUGACCCAAAACCCUUAAAGGGAGAGUAAGUUAUUCAGAUUUAGGAUUGUUGAUAUUUUAACUCAGCGUUGAAAUGCCUUCGGCUUUGCCUGGUCAUAUCACUUUCUUCUCUGUUCAUGCUCUUCAGACCUUUUCCUGUUUGGCUGUUUUUCGGCCAUCUCUCCUUCUUCACAGUGCCUGGAUUCCAGCACGUUCAAAUGUACCCCUGUGUAGAACUCUCUCUCCCACUGCCCCCCACCCACCAUCACUCCUGUGCACGAGCACUUACUGUUGAUGAUUGGCUGGAACACUGUUGUGGGGAAGGUCCACACCACUGUCUUUGUUUUCCAUUUACAGAGCCAGGGUUGUGUAGGAAAACUGGAUUUUGGAAAAUGGGAACCUAGCAACUCCGAGGAAAUAUUGGCUGAAUCUAUCAAAAAGUGUAUUGGAUUACAAUAACUUACUAUCCCUUUAAAGGUUCAGUGUGUACGUUUCAGUGGCAUCUAGUGGUGAGGGUUGCGAAUUGCAACUAGUGGCUCACGGUGGCUCGGUCCCAUUUCCCGAGUUGUGAAGUCGUUCUUCCGACUUCAGUGUGUGUUCAUGUGCUCUUAAGUUGGAAUGUGGAAUCAACAUGGACACUGCUCUGAAAUGUGCUAGAUUAGCAUUAUCACAGCAUAUAAACACGCAGACAUCUAGUUCACUCUACAUGGACAACAAACUGACCGUUAUAACGGUUACAAAUUACAUGUUUGCAAAAUCUGUACAUGCAAUAUGUGAUUUUGCACAAAGAAAAGUUCUGUUUACUUCUUUAUGUUCCAUGUACACUUUCUUUUUCUUUUUUGCAAUAAAGAUUUAAGGAGGGAAAAAAA
Messenger RNA from Micropterus salmoides (largemouth bass), 1793 nucleotides. RefSeq names its product transmembrane p24 trafficking protein 1a (gene tmed1a). The transcript has 4 exons. Gene Ontology annotation, cellular component: Golgi apparatus; endoplasmic reticulum; COPII-coated ER to Golgi transport vesicle. The record is from RefSeq and is a predicted model, not a curated record. The coding region runs from base 175 to 867 and encodes 230 amino acids. Gene Ontology annotation, biological process: intracellular protein transport; endoplasmic reticulum to Golgi vesicle-mediated transport; Golgi organization. NCBI's taxonomy places the organism in Eukaryota, Metazoa, Chordata, Actinopteri, Centrarchiformes, Centrarchidae.